Messenger RNA from Auanema sp. JU1783, 1827 nucleotides. The record is from the annotation of a GenBank genome assembly. Lineage: Eukaryota; Metazoa; Nematoda; Chromadorea; Rhabditida; Rhabditidae.
AUGCUCUCUAAGGGAUGGGUAAAACUUCAGAUUGAGCCAGUCGAAGUCACGAUAGAUAAUGAGGAGUCACUCCUUUUUUCGACAGUUCAGUCAAUCGUCCCAGGAGCACACGGUUUGUAUUAUCGUGAGAAUGGCCAGAGAAAAGCUUUAGGCUUCGAUACUACAACAGGCCGAGUGUUCGCACCUACAGAUGGAUGGCAGGCUCAGGAUAUUUAUGUUCAUCUAGCUCAUGGUACAAGACAUGGCAUGCAUUACGCGGAUUAUUCGAAAGCUACAGCUCAAUUCGAAAAAAACGUGUCUGCUGUACAGAAACUUUUCGCUGGAUUAGGACACACUGGUUUCGGCGGUAUGAAACCAAUUGUGCGUGGAGAGAAGAAAGCUAGAAGCCGAUCGAAAGUCAAAUCUGGCUUUGAAGCUCAACCAGAAAAUGUCCAUAUAAGUGAGGAGAGUGAUAUUGUCAGUCAACCUACUCAACAAGAUUCAAUUGAGAUUCUAAGAAAUCAGCUUAAAGAGAUUCAAAAAGAAAACGAAGACUUGAAGAAAAGAGAUCAGAGAGUAUCCAUUAAUGCGGAACUGGAAGUAGAAAAGUUGAAAGCUCGCAACUCAGAGCUUGAAUCUAAACUUGCAAACUUCUCCGAUGUGGUUCAGAGCCAAGAAAUUUCAGCUAGCAACAUAUCCGUUGGCAGUGUCGAGGCAGCUGAUGACUCGAAACAGCUAAGUGGGAAACUAGUGGAGAAGGAUGAAGAGAUCAAUAAUCUCCAUAAUGUCAUCGAGGAGCUCCGAGAACAAUUAGGUAACCGCAAGAAGGCUCAUCUCAACCUUCAGAACGAACUGGACCAAAAUAAAGACCUCCUGAAAAAUGCUAGAGAUAAGAUAUCUUACUUGGAAAACCAAUUGAACAUCUUGUCUCCUGGAGAAGUCUCCAUUCAAGUGCCUAAAAGCCGAAGCAGAAAUACAUCAGAAUCACACGAAGAUGCCCCAUCAAAGAUCCGAGCUUUGGAUGUCAAAUUACAAAUGGCCAACAAUCAGCUCAGAAUAGUUGAAUCAGAUAAGCAGAAGUUACAAGAAGCCAACUGGUUCGCCAAUGAACGUGUUAGCAAACUAGAAAAGGAUAUAGGAUAUCUCAAGGGAGCUAAUGACGAAAUGAGGCAUCGCUUAAAUGAGUCCACGAACGCAGCAAUUCUGGCUGAGAAGGAUCAACGUAUAUAUGAACUAGCUGAACAACGUUCGAAAUUAGAAUGGCGUCUUGGAGAACUCAACCAAUGGUGGAACGAUUCUAAGUGGAAGGUAGGAGAAUUGGAAUCUAGUCUGGCUCAUCAAAAGUAUCUCUUGGAAACUGCCGGCAACAAAAUUCAAAACCUCAAUGAACAGUUGAUUAUAUCUUUACGCUGUCCACAAGCUGCUCCACAGUGCACCGCGACUUAUGCAAUUCGUCAAGACCAACCCGGAUAUUGGCAACUUGCCAAUUCACAAUUCCCUGCUGUCUUUUCACAGCAACAAGUGAUUCCCAACUUUAAUUCUUAUUCAAUCCCAGUUCAUAAUACUUUCGGCUACCCAACUGUAUCGCAUGCCGAUAGUAGAAGAGUGACUUUAGAAAUUGAAAAUAAUGAACAAUCAGAAGUUUUUGUUCUGUCUUCCUUCCUCAAUUGGCAAUGCGCUGUAAGAUGUGAUGUUAACAGAGAAGGAAAAACAGGUGUAGUAUUAGAUCUGCCACGUGGCAAACAUGAGUUCAGAUUCCUGAAAAACGGAUCAUGGACUACUUCACCUUUAUAUUCCGCAAUCCCUAAUGGAUUUGGAGGCUUCAAUAACUUGGUGAUUGUUGAAUAG